UGUUUUCCCCGCAAAACACCCGGACACAAUUUGAUGACGGACCAGUCCGCUUCCGGUGCAGUUGUCAACAGAGCCGCACAACGCGUGUUUCCAAACAGACAAAAUGCCAAAAGUUCAGAAAGGAAAAGUGUCGGAGAAAGUCGUUCACCCGUUCAGCAGGAAAGCUGCUUAUCUGGCCCGAGAGGAAAUCCGACUGAAAAGGAAAGAAAGGCAGAAAAAUGACAAAGCCACACGUCUGAGCAGCAUUGGUGAGAAGCUGCUGUGGUUUCAGGGGCAGUUGGAUCCAGCAAAGACGGCUUACACCAAAAAAGAUGCCUGUGACAUCAUUGAGAGGUACCUGCAAAGGUUUGAUUCCGAACUGGAGCAGAUCGAGUUGACGAAUGGGAUCAAAGGCCGUCAGGGUCGUCUCCAUGGUGCCAGAGAAGCUGUCAUCAAACAGACCAUUGAGCGGGAGCGAGCACAGUAUGAGGGCGUAGGAUUAGAGAUCCCGGACAUCAUUAAUGCAAAGCAUCUGAAAACUUUCAGGGAGUGGACUGGCGAUCUGAAGAAACUUCCAAAUAUUAAACUGCGGAAGGUGUCUAACAAAGGUCUUGACACAAAGAAUGAAGGACAGGAGAAUGAUGAGGCAGAAGAAGAGGAUAAUGAGGAUGAUGACGUUGCUUUGGAUGAUGAGAAGUUAGAUGAGAUGGUUCUGAUGUCGGACUGAAACUGAGGCUCUUCAUAUUCGACCAUGUCUUAGUAUUAAAGCUUCUGUCGUCCUUCCAGGACAAGUGAACAUCAACUGGCUUUCAGCAAAGACUCUUUAUAGAAAAACUGUUUGCGUGCCUGUGUGAGAAGAUGCUGCUGCUCCAUUACUGUCCAGAAGAUGGCGCCAAAACCUUGGAGAUGGAAAACUACUUUUUUUUUAAUCAGUCAUCCCUCUUUCUGAGUCUUCUUGUUUUAAAAAACUUAACACCAACCUGUGAGGGGUUCUACAUUCAUUGUUUAUUACACAAAUAAAUAUGCAUUGUAUGUAACCUGAAUAAUCAAUUUUUAUCCAAUCAGAGAUAGAAAAAAAGAUGUUGACAAAGAUGUUGAGUGCUCUGAUGUUGUGAUGGAUAUAAGACACAGAAAAUUGUAUUUUCCGUGACUUGACAGUGACACUGGUAAAAAAAUCCAAAUUAAACCUGUAGAAAAGUGGACAAGUGUAAAGAGCAGUUGUCUUGUCACUCAAUCAGUGUGCCAGUUUUAAUUGAGACAAACACUGUUAUAACCUAAUGUAAAACAUGAACUAUUGGCAACCAUGAAAGCUGUAGUUACAUUUGUGUAUAGGUAACGGACCUUGCAGAGCAGGACCACGUAAAGCUGCAAACUGUCAGAAGACAACGUCAUAAACAUUGGGCUACUUGAGAUUUGCUAUUUUAAGAAAUAUUCAGAACGUUCCUAUGACAGUAAAUUAAUUUUCAUAACAUUCAAUUUUUAGAUAUCAGACUGAGCUAAAGAUACUGUUUAAAUAAUUGUUUCUCUAUUUAUAAUAUCUGACUCUUUGGUGUCUGAAGACCUGAUUGUCCAGUGGGAGUUAAGGCCUCAGUAUGCUUCAAACGAAGACCUUGUUGGAUUCUCCAACGGCAUCUAAAACCAAACAUCCUUUCUUCAACAGCAGUAGGCCAAAUGUGUGCAGUGUGCAGCCCUUGAACUUCUCUCAAGUCUUCCACAAUUACCACCACGUCUCAUGCGCACGACUGAGCGAAACUCCACAAAUGACUGUUCCAUUGCAACGACUGUUGCACCUUGCAUGUUGUAGCAGCGUAGCCGUGUGGAAAAACUGAACACUUUUUUUUCUUCAGAUGUGGUCAUGAAAACUUGUUGCCACUUUUCUCCACACCUUG
Messenger RNA from Seriola dumerili (greater amberjack), 1868 nucleotides. RefSeq names its product translation machinery associated 16 homolog (gene tma16). Gene Ontology annotation, cellular component: nucleus. Bases 104 to 706 code for a protein of 200 amino acids. The record is from RefSeq and is a predicted model, not a curated record. The transcript has 7 exons. NCBI's taxonomy places the organism in Eukaryota, Metazoa, Chordata, Actinopteri, Carangiformes, Carangidae.